AUGGCCCAGCAUUCAGCAUCCGUGUGCCAUGAGGAAAAGUUAUUUUCAGCACCUCUGCCGCCUCCUCCAUGCAUCACCAAGCCGCCUCCUUCUCCCCUUACUAUUGGGGAGGGUACUCUCAGGAACCUCAAGGAUGAACCAGACCAUCUGGGUCCAGGAUCCUUGCUGUGGAAAGUGCCCAUCGAACCUCUAGGGAGUCAGCUGCAGCAACCGCAGCCAUCUACUCCUGAUCCGUUCCUGGACCUGCAAGUUCCUUCUCACUCUCAUACUUCCCCUACUUCUUCCCUUGGUCACAACUGGCUGCAACAACCUCAGCCAUCUACUCCUGAUCCGUUCCAGGUCCCGCAAGUUCCUUCUCACUCUCAACCGCCCACUCUUGAUGCUGGACACCUUGGAGCUAGGGAUCCCAGGAUUAGUAGGUUGAUUGCUGCUGAUUCAUUUAAUAACAUAACUUUAAAACACAAAGAAACUCAUUUGUCCGCCAUGAUGGACUCACAGUAUCCGCUCCCUGCACCCACCUUGGCAAGCCGUGCGCCUACUCCUUUCCCUGGUCCGCAACCUCCGGCAAAUCUUUCACUCACCGGCACCAACCAGCUCCUCCCUCACAUCACGUUGUAUACGGAAGCAGCCUUUUCAGUGACGACAACAGACUAUUCUUUUGAGAUUGUCAACGAGGACCCCCUCAACGACAUCAUCAAGCCCUUCAACUAUUCCCUACCUAUGUAUCAAUAG
Messenger RNA from Suillus discolor, 732 nucleotides. RefSeq lists its product as uncharacterized. Lineage: Eukaryota; Fungi; Basidiomycota; Agaricomycetes; Boletales; Suillaceae. The transcript is spliced from 6 exons. Bases 1 to 732 code for a protein of 243 amino acids. The record is from RefSeq and is a predicted model, not a curated record.